Triticum dicoccoides is the source of this 1402-nucleotide messenger RNA. RefSeq names its product putative E3 ubiquitin-protein ligase SINA-like 6. NCBI's taxonomy places the organism in Eukaryota, Viridiplantae, Streptophyta, Magnoliopsida, Poales, Poaceae. Gene Ontology annotation, cellular component: cytoplasm. Gene Ontology annotation, molecular function: ubiquitin protein ligase activity; zinc ion binding. The coding region runs from base 342 to 1187 and encodes 281 amino acids. The transcript has 3 exons. The record is from RefSeq and is a predicted model, not a curated record.
CCCAGCCCACCCUUCUUCCUCUGACACCGCACCUCCGUCGCUCCAAUCUUCCGCCGCCGUCGCCUCCUCUUCCGACGCAUCUCUGGCCCCUCUCCGGUGCUCUCCUCCGGCUCAGAGCAGAGCCCGCUUGGGCACUGUCGGCAAACCUUCUUCCUUCGCCUCCGAGGAGCAGCCAGGAGUGGGCGUCGCCGGCGAGAAGUCUGCCUCAUCGCCGACGGUGACCUCGGGCUCCUGUCGGCGGUUAUUCAAGGGAAGCAGAUUUGUGAGGCUGUUUGUGUUCACCAAUAGGUGUGAAGCUCUGCUGCGCGUUUAAUUGUAACGUCGAGCGAGUUUUGGUGGCGAUGGACGGUGGCACAUCUAGCAAGAGACGAGUGGAAGCCUCGGGCGAGGGAGAGAGCAGCGGCAAGAGGCAGAAUGUCACCAUGGGGAUGGACGCCCUCGACUGCCCCGUCUGCUUUCAUCCCCUCAGGCCUCCGAUAUACCAGUGUUCUGUGGGGCAUUUCGUAUGCUCGUCUUGCCGCCCGAAGCUCGUGCGCAACAAGUGUCACUUGUGCUCUGCCGAAACUACCUUCAAGCGCUGUCUAGGGAUGGAACGUCUCAUGGAAUCAGUCACAGUCGCUUGCUGCAAUGCCAAUUAUGGAUGCGCCCAAAAGCUGACUUACUACCAAAGGGAAGAACACGAGGAGGCAUGCCCUAACACCCCAUGUUUCUGCCCGGAGUCCAGCUGCAGCUUUGCAGGGCCAACAGACGCCCUCCUUGAACAUUUUGCCUCCCAGCACAAGUGGCCAUGUACAACCAUCAAAUACUAUGAAGAUGUUAAGUUCCACCUAGAACCAGGUCUACAUUUUCUUCGUACCGAAGAAAGGGUAAUUUUCUUGCUCAACGUGGCACUAGAGCCAGUCGGGCAUGCCAUCUCUGUUGUCUGCAUCCAACCUAAAGGUACAAACUCCAAGUUCAAAUGUCAAAUGUCCUACAGUUGCUUUACAACUGGCUAUUAUCAGAGUUCAACGUACAAGAUACGAAGCUCAUCGCUGUCUGAUGGGCUACCAAAGGGAUACAACCUAAUUCUGCCCAAGGAUGAGGUACCUGAUGAUGGAAAGGGUAUCCCGCUUAGGUUCUGCAUUCAUGAUCCUACUAAAAUAAAGGUGCACGAGCCCAUUUAUCUGAAGCUAGUACAGGGUGUAUGAAGGCGCAAGGUUUGGUGUGGACUGCUCUGACUCACGGCUUUCACUGUUUUGGGUUCAGGACUUGUAUAUGUUUAGGGGCGCUAUCUUCGUCUGGCGCGUUCUGUUGUUGUUUUUAUUUUUCUGGGCUUGUUGAGCUGUGCCCUCAGCAGAACCUAUGUACUGUGUUGUGAGACUUGGGUGUGUGUGUGUGGACUUGACUCUGUAUGUGUGCUCUG